AUGGCAAAGAUGAUCAUGCAUAACGACACCAUGGAUGGCAAUGACAUGGUGAUGAUGCACAUGAGUUUCUUCUGGAGCAAAGAUGUUGUGAUGUUAAUCAAUGGGUGGCCGAAUGGGAAAUUAGGUAUGUACAUACUGGCUUUAGCAUGUGUUCUUGUCCUCACCAUUGUUGUCGAGUUUCUGUCAGUUUUUCCAGUCGUCAAGCUGCAGGGAAGUAGUCCCUUCAUUGGUGGAUUGAUUCAUGCUACGUUUUAUGGACUACGAAUGGCUCUUGUUUAUCUAAUUAUGUUGUGUGUGAUGUCGUACAAUGUUGGCGUUUUUGUUUUUGUGGUGGCUGGACAUGUUAUUGGGUGUUUUUUAGUCAAAUAUCGGAUGAUUUCGAGGGCGGCUUCUAAAUCUAGAAUGGAAUUGGAUCAUGUGUAA
Messenger RNA from Lactuca sativa (garden lettuce), 423 nucleotides. Its product is annotated as copper transporter 6. NCBI's taxonomy places the organism in Eukaryota, Viridiplantae, Streptophyta, Magnoliopsida, Asterales, Asteraceae. Gene Ontology annotation, cellular component: plasma membrane. The record is from RefSeq and is a predicted model, not a curated record. Gene Ontology annotation, molecular function: copper ion transmembrane transporter activity. Gene Ontology annotation, biological process: copper ion transmembrane transport.